Seminavis robusta is the source of this 2497-nucleotide messenger RNA. The record is from the annotation of a GenBank genome assembly. Lineage: Eukaryota; Bacillariophyta; Bacillariophyceae; Naviculales; Naviculaceae.
CUGCAAUCUUCCUUUCCAGGAAGGGUACAAAAAGAUCGAGGUUUCUUUGGUUGUCUUGUGCAGUAGAAGCAGCAGCAGCAUCAGUGGAGUUGGCAGCUCGCGACGGAAAACUAGCUUGUUGUUGCGUUUGUUGUUCUCGCUGUGGUGUGUAGUUAUCGUCGCAGGAAGAGGAAGCCGCAAUCGCUUCCAGGAGGUUCGCCCUUUCUCUCUCCGAAUCGUCUUUCAGUUGCUGGGCUACUGCAGCAGCGUUUCUCUUAAUGGGAGUUUUUCUUGAUGUUGACGCCUUCUUCUUAGCUUGUUCCUCUUUGUAUGCUUUGGAUCCAGGAAGGCGCAGUUUCUCCAACGAUGCCAAAAAAUUGUUUCUCAGCACUUGUAAUUUUUCUUUUCUCGCAUUGACUUCUUCCGGGGUAGUACAGCUCCGCUGCCUGUGAUAGCAGUGACGACCCUUAUAAUCGUAUCCCUCCAUCUUUUUGGAAAUCCUUUUGACACCACAGUGAAGCCGGUCGCCAAGGAACCAUCUCAUGGUGGUACCAUCUGCAAGAUCCAAGGAACCAUUCUUGAACUCGUCCAUCAGUGCGUACAUGUACGCCUUUUCCUCCGCCGUCCAAGUACCGACACGCAGAGGUCCAGACUCAAAGCUAUCGUCGUCGUUCAUUGUCAAAAUGGUUGUGGGGCAGAGCUUAUUCCAUGUUCUUCAUCAUUGUGACAGCAUCACGUCAGUGGAGUUGUUUGCCUUGGGUUUUGGGGGAGUUGGGACUUGGGAGUUCCUUGGGAACAAUUAUUUUCGGAAUGCCGGCAGAAUCACGAGUUAGCCUGACGUCAUAAGUGCGUCAUCCUCACUGAACACUUUGCUUCUCACUGAAGUGUGGCUCCAAUGCGGCGAAGCGCAACGCGCUCGACGACGGAUCCUCGUUACAGCGAGCGACAAGACAGUCUCCAUUUUCAACCGACAGUUGCGAUCCACCCUUAUACCGACCCACACCCUUUGCAAACGAAAAAGACAAAGAGGCACCAUGACAGAAGUGAUAGUAGGAUCAGAGGUUUGCCCGUCAUGGGCUCCAGCAUUCGGCUACAUGGGUGCCUCCGCCUGCAUGGUCCUCGCUAGUUGGGGAUCCGCAUGGGGAACCUGGAGAGCUGGUCUUGGUAUCUGCCAAAUGGGUGUAGAUCAUCCCAAAGGUAUCAUCAAGAAUAUUGUUCCCAUUGUCAUGGCUGGAGUUUUGGGAAUUUACGGACUGAUUGUAGCCGUCAUUAUCACCCAAGCCAUCUCGGCUCCGCUAGAAGGCACUGGGAACACCUACUCGGCAUUCAAUGGAUACACACAUCUAGCAGCAGGUCUUUGCUGUGGAUUGUCAUGCUUGGCGGCAGGAGGUACUAUUGGAGUGUUGGGUGAAGUUGGAGUAAAAGGAUUCGGAAUCAAGGCCGAACGAGGACGCAAGUUUUUCUGGUCGGAAAGCCCCGAUGGAGAUGAUGAUGGUGGAGAUGUGAUGUCUGGAUCCAGUGAUGCAGAAUCCGCCAAUAAACUCUACGUUGGAAUGCUGAUCAUGCUCAUUUUCAGUGAAGCUCUGGCGCUAUACGGUCUGAUUGUUGCCCUUAUUCUUAGUCAACGCUUGUAUUCUUGCAGCUAAACUCAACGAAUGAGGAUCGAACCCUUUCGAGCAUGCAACAACGAUAUGACGCCCCCAAUCCGCUUCCAUUCUCAAAAGUGUCGCCGCUGAGUGCUCUCUAGCAUGACGCCGCAAGCAUUUGGCAUCACCAUGACCAAUCUGCCCUUAUACUAUUGUGUGCACUUUUAAGUAUAGCUUAGAAAUCUCUUUUUGUCGUCCCCUCGUCAUAUUUAUUUCGUCUUCGUCUAGCUACUGAUCGUACUUACGGGCCAGGAAGCGACUUCACAGAAACUCAGUUAUUUCGCUUGCAACAGAGUGUCUAGCUAGAGCUGUCUACCGGUAUCCAUCGGCAGUCCCUGGAGGUCAUCUUAUCGGUACAACGCAGAACAUAAGCAUCCGACGAAUCAAAGAACUGGUACAACCCAGGUCGCCUUUUCCUUGUCAAUUUGACAGUACCAUUGCGUUAGCUGCCGAUCCGGUACCAGCAGUGACAUAGACAGACGGGGCACACAAACUGGCUUGCAACAGCUCUUGCAACAUGGGCUGGACCGAGCAUCCAGUAAAGUCCUGCAGGAUUCAGCAUUCCGGAACGCAGUUGAUGUCCUGGGAGAUGUAGAGAUGUACUUGAGUUGUAGGUGAGGAGCAUGGGAAUUAAUUUUGCAAAUAGUGAGAUGGUGAUCUGGGCAACCAUGAUUAGGGUCAUAGUUGCGAGAACCCAUGAGGGUUAGAGUUUCCACGCCGCGGAGCGCGAAAACUCGGACAGGCGGUUCCCCUGGCGUGCUGCUGCUCGACACGAAAUAAGGGAGAAGAAACUGCACAACCAGUGUCACUGGGUAUUUUGGGACUUGGUAGACACCAACGGUCCAUGAUCCACAUAAAAAGACUUAACGACU